Entrophospora sp. SA101 is the source of this 1149-nucleotide messenger RNA. The record is from the annotation of a GenBank genome assembly. NCBI's taxonomy places the organism in Eukaryota, Fungi, Glomeromycota, Glomeromycetes, Entrophosporales, Entrophosporaceae.
AUGCACGAAAGCACAACCAAAGAUAAAGACAAAAGUAAAGUAACAGUGUUAGACUCACUAUUUUGCCUAACUCAAGAUGAAGACACUCCAUUUGCAGUAAAAUUCGAUUUGAAUGAAACGAUUUAUGAGCUCAAGAGAGCCAUCAAGGACAAAGCUGCUGAUAUACCAGUUCUAGCUCGCCAUCUUACUUUGUGGAGAAUAUCUAUUGAUAGAAAAGCUAUUACCGAAUUCAAACAAACUUUCAACGAACAAGAUUAUACGGAAAUGGAUCCAUUAUUAGAGGCAAAUGCAUUCACUAUUGUUCUUUAUAGUUCAGUGUCUCUUUCUGAUCCAGGUCGCAUACAGAGGUUAAGGGAACAGUUUGGUUAUGCCCCAAGAUUAGGAGGAAUUGGUGGCACAACUUAUCGGGAGGAAGCAUUUACAAACUUUGAAGGUGUUGAUGUGAAUAGUAACUUGACUUGCAAGAGGCUGGCAACUGUAACAAAGUUACACAGUCACCUUCAGAAUGUAAGAUUUUUGCUUGUGUGCUCACCCCCAAUGUCUGGAAAGACAUCACUUGCACAACUCUAUGAAAACUAUUUACUCAAUACACAUAAUGAACUACGUAUAUUUCGGAUGUCACUUGUAUGGUUGAGGAGGGAGGGAUCAGACUGGGAUUUUGCACAGCAAUUCAAGGAUUAUAUGGGAUGCUUGUCAUGGGAUACCUUUGUCCAUGAGUGUGACAAAGUACAAACAAUACUGAUCAUAGAUGAAAUUCAGGUGUUAUACAAACCAGAAGGUGCAUCAGCCUGUCUAUUUGGUGGUGACAAGUUUUGGGACACUGUCAAGAGAGUUCUACAGGGUGGUGGUCUCCACAUUGUUGCUUUUGCAUCCUAUGGAUAUUGGGGAGCAUAUAGUGGACCAAGCUAUCUUAAAACUAUAUCUCCUUUUGACUUAGAUGAAAUUAAUGCUUGGAAUUUUGAAGAUGUUUGGUAUUCUGAACAAGAGUAUGCAGAUUUCUUUGAUGUUUUUUGUCACUCAAAUCUGAAACUGCUUCCUGAAGUGGAUGUCGCUCAACUUGCCAAAUAUGUGAAAGAAGCAACCAAGUGCCAUCCUGGGCUUGUCUCUUUUGUCUUGAAUGAUAUUGUUUUACAAUUUCAACACAGCUAA